Messenger RNA from Humulus lupulus (European hop), 824 nucleotides. RefSeq lists its product as uncharacterized. The coding region runs from base 139 to 633 and encodes 164 amino acids. NCBI's taxonomy places the organism in Eukaryota, Viridiplantae, Streptophyta, Magnoliopsida, Rosales, Cannabaceae. The record is from RefSeq and is a predicted model, not a curated record. The transcript has a single exon.
AAGCUCAUAUAUAAAAAGGCCCCCACACUCACUAAUCUCCACUGCUUAACAAAAAAAUCAAAGAGAGAGAAAGCAAUACCAGAGUAGUUACCAGCUAGAGAGAGAAAGGGGAAUAAGGGAGGAGAGAAGAGAAUAUCAAUGGCGUCACCGUCUUCUCGACCGGUGAUCGUUGCCGUUUGCACGAUCAUCAUCGUGAUUAUGGCCGGAGAGUCUUUCGGACGGGAGCUGAGGCCGUCGGAACACGGAUUGGAGUACCAGGAUUCGCCGCCGCCGGGGAAGAAAUCGCCGGAUAUGGUGACGUUCUUCGAAGGAGGAUCGGGUGGCGGUUCGAGGCCGUCUUCGUCGUCGUCAUCGGCGUCUUCCGAUGUUGCAUUGCCGAAGGCUAUGAACUCGAACGACACGUCGUGGUGGAGCAACGGCGGGAUCCGAGGUGGCCGCGGUGGUGGUAGCGGCGGAGGAGAUCACGUGAGGCACGUGCUUGUGUUGGCGAGCGUGGUGUGUGGGAUUACAGGUGUGGUACUGUUAGUGGCAUCGGGUUUCAUCUUUCUUUGUAGGUUCAAAAAGCGAAAAUCUUCGUCUCCUUCGUCAACGUCACCACCACAACCCUCAUCAUGCCCCAAUAAUAGCAAGUAGUCAUGCUUCUUCACUGAAUUUCUCACACUUUUAUCUUCUUUUUUUUUUUAAUUUUUUAUUAUUUUAGUUCAUUUUUAUUUUAGGUAUGAUACAAGUGAAAAUGAGUGUAUAAUGCAAACUUUUUUUAUUGUUAAAAAUUAAAGUAUGGAUUAGGUUACUCAUUCUAUGAUACUGAAGGAUAUUAUUAUUUA